CUGGGGGCUACGUCCAUUGUCUAUGCCUCAAGGGGCCCUGGUGUCCUUGGAAGGGAGUGGGGGACAGACCCUCUCAGCCCGGCUUGGCUAAGGGCCGAGGAGAGCAGCGUGGCAGCUCCCUGCCUAUUGCACUUUCAGGGCUGGCCCUUGUUUCCCUUCUAAAGUCACAGCGCGAUGCUUUUUCCUGCCUUGCCACAUUAGGGAGUCUUGUCUUUCAGUCGUCUCCUCUCUCAAAUGAGGACAACUGUGCAAGGGGAAAUGGGAAAAAGAAAGGGAAACAAGAACAAGAAGGAAGAGGGAGCAGGAGGAAGGUGCAGGAAGGCAUGGGGGAAGAAAGAGCGUGUCUGCAAGAAAGAGGAGAGAGCCAGCAGGGCUCCUCAGCUAGCGGCUAAAAGCCCAGUAUAAACUGGGACUGCGUUCGCACCGGUGUGUGAAGCUGUGAGUCAGACACAUUCCUCCGUGCAGUGGGCAAGGCAACUACUCAGGGGUUGGUUCAGGGGGGCAGAGCCCACCUCUCCAGAGUCUGUCUGAGCUGAGAGGACACAGACUCAGGAGGAGAAAUCCACUUGUCCACCAAGUCUGCUGGUUUCCCUGGGCCCAGUGAAUGCUGGAGAAGCAACAAAUGAGGACCCGGUGAAGAGCAGAGACUUUUCCUCCUGGCUGGCAGAGGUUAUUUUGCACCUAUUGGUCUUGAAGGGGAGGGCAGUGUCCCUUUCUCAGCCCUUUGAUGGUUAAGGGAAACCACCAGACAGAGCUUGUGAUGGACAGGAUCAGCAAAAUGGACUGGGCGGCUGGAGGUGAGAAAUAGACUUCUUUGGAGUACCUAUGCCUGAUGAACUCUUUCCAUUUUCCCUUCCCUCGGCUGCUUUCCUGUUAAGGCUAGGUGUGCCCCACACAGCGAGGGGGGGGAAGGUCUCUGGCAGCCUGACUUGCUCUUGUCUUAUGACCAAAGAUGUCUUAUGACCCUUCCUUCAUCAGCGCAAGGCCUGGAGAGGAUCUUGAGGCUGGCAGCUUCUUGGAGGAAAGCAGCGGUGGGGGUGACGACAGUAGUGUCCUGGGAGGGGACAGCCCGGUCACGGGGCCGCUGGGUGCUGUGCUGCUGGCCAUGUGCCUCACUGGGAUGGUGGGGAACAUCUACACGGUGGUGGUGGCCUCCGGCAGGGUGGCGGGCCACUCGGCGGGCUCCUUGGGGGUCUACGUGAUCAACCUUGCCCUGGCUGACCUCCUGUACCUCUCCACCAUCCCCUUCGUGGUCUGCACCUACUUCGCCCAUGACUGGUUCUUCGGCGACGUGGGCUGCAGGCUUUUGCUCAGCCUGGACCUCCUCACCAUGCAUGCCAGCAUCUUCCUCCUGACGGCCAUGAGCCUGGAGAGGUACUGGGCGGUGGCCAGGCCGCUGCGGGCCAGGCGGACCACCAACGCUUACCGCAAGCUGGCCAGCGCCGUCCUCUGGCUCCUCUCGCUCCUCCUUACGGCCCCCAUGAUGGUGAUGACCCAGCUGCGGGAGGAGGAUGGCCCCCGCAAGCGUCUCUGCAUCCCCACCUGGACGCCGGCGGCCUUCCGGCUCUAUCUGACGGUGCUUUUCACCACCAGCGUCCUGGCACCCGGCGUGGUGCUGGGGGUCGUCUACGCCCGCUUGGCCCAGGCGUACCGGUCCUCCGCUUGGGGUCUGGGGCUGCCGGCGGCCGGCCGGGCCCCGGCCCGGCGGCUCUUCUCCAGGAUCUCCGCCAUCGUGGUGGCCUAUUGGGCUUGCUUCCUCCCCUUCUGGGCCUGGCAGCUGGCUGGGCUGUACCGGGGCGAGGGGCUGGGCAUCGGACCCGCCGCCCAAGCUUACCUCAACUUUGGCGUUACCUGCCUGGCCUACGGCAACAGCUGCGUCAACCCCUUCCUCUACACCUUGCUUGCCGGCAGCGGCCGCCGGCGCCCCAACCGCAGCGGGACGGGCACGGCACGGCCCCCGGCGUCCUCCCGGCAGGCUGCGGGUGGCCCGGUGGGAGACCACGGCGUCCCCCCGGCUUCUGGGGAGUUGUUGGGGUCUGGGGGAAAAAGCGAGGGGUGAGCAGUGCGCCCAGGUUGGGAACAUCUCCCAGCUUUUGGCUGGGGUCGAGUUGAGAA
Messenger RNA from Aquila chrysaetos chrysaetos, 2115 nucleotides. RefSeq names its product urotensin-2 receptor-like. Gene Ontology annotation, molecular function: urotensin II receptor activity. Gene Ontology annotation, biological process: neuropeptide signaling pathway. Lineage: Eukaryota; Metazoa; Chordata; Aves; Accipitriformes; Accipitridae. The transcript has a single exon. Bases 953 to 2059 code for a protein of 368 amino acids. Gene Ontology annotation, cellular component: membrane. The record is from RefSeq and is a predicted model, not a curated record.